AUGGUGGAAGAGGAAUUUUCUACUGUCAUCUCCCCACAGUGCACUGAUUUUGACAACCAGUCAAGGAUGAGAGUAUCUUUGUGGAAGUCAGGGAGCCCAGUGGAGAAGUUCCGGCACACCAGUGGAGCAAAAAAAUCUGAGAACAGACACCACAAGAAAGUGGUUGUACCAAGUGCCAUUCCUUCUUUUCAUGUUUUAGAACAGGCCAAAUUCAGCUGUGUAAAGGAGAAGCGCUGCAAACUCCUGAGUUUACCGCGCCGGGAGGCCCACGUCCCGCCACGGCCGGUUCAGACUGUCCCUCCUCCCUGUCCUAGCACACUCACCAUUUCCCGGCUUUGGGCUCCUCCGGCGUCUUCCCAUAGACUCCCGCGGCCCCUGCAGCACGUAUUUACGCUGCAGCAGACACACCUGAGGCAACCCACCUGCACCUACUCCUGCACCUACUUGGCCCUCAUCCUACAUGACAAUGAGGUGACGAUCACGGAGGAUAAGAUCAAUGCCCUCAUUAAAGCAGCCGAUGUAAAUGUUGAACCUUUCUGGCCAGGCUUGUUUGCACAGGUUCUGACCCAUGUCAACAUGGUGAGCCUCAUCUGCAAUGUAGGGGCUAGUGGACCUGCCCCCUCCACCAUUGCCGCCCCAGCUGAGGAGAAGAAAGUGGAAGCAAAGAAAGAACGUGAGGAGUAUGAGGAUGACAUGGGCUUUGGUCUUUUUGACUAA
Lipotes vexillifer (Yangtze River dolphin) is the source of this 717-nucleotide messenger RNA. The record is from RefSeq and is a predicted model, not a curated record. Lineage: Eukaryota; Metazoa; Chordata; Mammalia; Artiodactyla; Lipotidae.